AUGCCGCGGCAGAUGGUUGAUUUUGUGCAAGAGAGCGGACGAGGGGGCCGGGAUGGGCAGAAGAGCGAGUCGGUGGUUUGCAUCAGGCAGUCGUGGUUGGAACAACAGAGGGAGAAGAGGGACAAGCAAGAGGGUUACGGGUGGCAGCAGCGGCAGGAGUGGGAUUGGGAUAAGGAUGUGAUUGAGUUUGUAGACGGGAACCGAUGUCGACGAGAAGUGUUGGAUCGAGAGAUGGACGGCAAUAUCGACCGGUUCGGAUGCGAAGAGGAUGAGGAGAUGUGCGAUGUGUGUUGGGAACAGCAGCGAGCAAGAGAUGUAGACGAUGCAGGGGUUGAAUUGCGGUUUGCAGCAGAAGAGAGGGCAGACGAUAUGGUAGAGCAGGAAGAGGAAGGAGGAGGAGGAGGAGGAGGGAGAGAAGAAGAAGGAGGAGGAGGGAGAGAAGAAGAAGAAGGAGGAGGACAAGAAGAAGAAGAGCAGGAUUAUCAGCGCAGUCGUCAGUUCAUACGGCAGGCAGAGACAGAAAGGAAAGUGCAGGUGAUGGAAGAGGCCCGAGAGGUGGCCGAGUUGGAGGAUAUAUUGGCAGAGUGGGCAGGGCAUUGCGCCGCAUGCAAGGUGUUGGGAGUAGAGGAGGACGAGCACGAGAUGGAGGCAUGCCCGUAUCGAGAGGAGGAGGUGUGGAGGAAGAUAGAGCAAGGCGCAAGGCAAGUGGAGGAAGAGAUGAUGGGAAAGAAGCGGUUUGCGGCGUUUUCGGCAUGUUUCGGUUGCGGGAUACCGCAGGCGUUUUGUGACAGAUGGGUGGCAGCAAGCGACGACGGGCGAUUAUUCCGCCGAGCAGAAGGGAGAGCGUGUCAGUACGGUGGAGGAUUGAUUUUUAGGAUCAUGGUAGGGCAGAGUGCACGGGAGGAGGCAUGGUGGAGGAGGGAGAUUACGACGAUGAUGGGGGAUAUAGAGGAGGGAACAGAGUGGGAUUAUAUCAUGUACGGCAGGUUGUUUGCAUGGUUAGGGGAGUUGGUCGAGUGGGGAGGACAAGCAGGAGGAGGGAUAGAGGCGAGUCGGUUGUGUCAAGCGGUUACAAGGAUAGAGAAGAGGUGGGCGGCGAGGAUGAGAUUAUAG
This is a messenger RNA of Fusarium poae, 1113 nucleotides long. RefSeq lists its product as uncharacterized. The record is from RefSeq and is a predicted model, not a curated record. Lineage: Eukaryota; Fungi; Ascomycota; Sordariomycetes; Hypocreales; Nectriaceae. The transcript has a single exon. Bases 1 to 1113 code for a protein of 370 amino acids.